AACAGCAUAUUAGAAGAUAGAAAGAUGGGUUCUCUAGAUAACAAACAACAACAGUCCAUUAACAACACAGGGAAUGAAGAUUGCUUGAAUGCCUUUAUGUUCAGCAACUUAAUCGCAUUCCCUAUUGUCCUCAAAGCCGCCAUUGAGCUGAAUUUAUUUGCAAUAAUGGCUAAAGCAGGCCCUGGUGCUCAUAUUUCCGCCUCUGAAAUAGUGUCUCAGCUACCUACUAACAACCCAUCCGCAGCUUCAAUGCUUGAUCGCAUGCUGCGGUUGUUGGCUAGCCAUUCCAUGCUUAAGUGCUCUUUGCGCACGCUUGAAGAUGGUAGAGUUGAAAAGCUUUACGCUCUCACACCUUCCUCUCAACUUUUUGUCAGCAACGAUGAUGAACUGAGCUUAUCAGACGUAUCGAUCCUUUCCUAUCACCCAGCUUUGAUGGAAGCUCGGUUUCGCUUGAAGGAUGCAAUUCUUGAAGAAACUGACGGUGAUUUGUUCAAGAAAGUUCAUGGUCUGACUUUGUUCGAGUACAUGAACAAUGAUCCAACUUUCAACAAUAUUUUCAACAGUGCAAUGGUCGGUCUGUCUCAGUUUGUGAUGAAGGGGAUUCUAGAGGUAUACAGAGGAUACGAAGGGCUUUCAUCAUUGGUUGAUGUUGGUGGUGGAAUUGGGAAAUGCCUACACAUGAUCACCUCCAAGUACCCUCAUAUUAAGGGCAUUAAUUAUGAUUUGCCUCAUGUCAUACAAAGCGCACCAUCUUAUCCUGGUAUCGAACAUGUUGGAGGAGAUAUGUUUUCAAACGUCCCAACAGCAGAUGCAAUUACGUUAAAGAAUAUACUUCAUGACUGGAGUGAUGAAAACUGCAUUAAAAUUUUAGGGAACUGUUACACAGCUUUGCCAAGUAAUGGGAAACUUAUAAUUUUAAGCGCAGUAUUACCAGAAGAACCUGAGUCAAGCAAGUACUCUAUGUAUGUUUCUAGAGCUGACAACCUUAUGUUAAUGCAUACUCCAGCUGGGAAAGAGAGGACAGAAAAAGAACAUGAAACCUUGUGCAGAAAAGCUGGAUUUUCCAACUUUCAACUUGUAUGUUCUUUUCAGGGUAUUCAUGCAAUCAUAGAAUGUUAUAAGUAAGGGCGUAUGAUCUGUCUGCGAGAUUAUUCUCUCCGUCAAAAUAAAAAAUAAAAAUCAUGAAUCUAUUUAUGAUGUAUC
Pistacia vera is the source of this 1203-nucleotide messenger RNA. Its product is annotated as caffeic acid 3-O-methyltransferase-like. Lineage: Eukaryota; Viridiplantae; Streptophyta; Magnoliopsida; Sapindales; Anacardiaceae. Gene Ontology annotation, molecular function: protein dimerization activity; S-adenosylmethionine-dependent methyltransferase activity; O-methyltransferase activity. Gene Ontology annotation, biological process: methylation. The coding region runs from base 25 to 1125 and encodes 366 amino acids. The transcript has 4 exons. The record is from RefSeq and is a predicted model, not a curated record.